CUCUUGCAGGCGCACCUGCUUUCGCACCCGCCUGCCUUCUUGUCUUUACUCACCCCCUCAUAUUUUGCUCAUUUUCUCGCCAGCUUUCGCGCCGCGACACAUGAUCCUGAGGAUACCGACAUUUUGAGCUUCGGCGCCUCCCUUCGCCUCAUAACCCCACAACCCCACAUCCCCACACGCCACCCAUCACACAAAAGCCAUAGAUUCCUCUUCCCAUCACUCCACCACACUACACAGCCGGCACGAUGACAUUCAAGUCGUUCCCGCUGAGCAGCGACAUGGUGUCCGUCUCGGACGAGGACUACAACGGCAUCUCAGGUGCUCAUCGCAUCCUGUUGCAAAUCACGGCACAGAUUCACCGUCUCGACGCAAGCCAUAAUUCGAUUGGCACCAAGGGCGCCGUUUCGCUGUUUGACGGGCUGGCGAGCGCACGCAGGCGUUUCUCGAGCCAGCCUGAUGCCGAGCUCUGGGGCAUGAGGGAGAUCAACCUCGCCCGCAACGAGAUCGGGGACGAAGGCCUCGCCAGCGCACUAUACUACGUCUCCAAGGACCAGGCCAUGCGCUCGCUCUACAUGCAGGCGAACCAGAUCACUCUCGAGGGCAUUGCCGAUAUCGUCGUUGAACGCAUCAACACAUCCAACCUCCGGAAGCUCUCGCUUACAAGCAACCCCCUGUCGGCGCAGGCGGUCAACAAGCUCUUCGCCCAGCUCAAUACACCCCACCUCCGCGAGUUGCACUUGAGCAUCUGCGACCUGCCACCGUCGUGCGUGCCAGCUAUCGUGGAAUUCCUCCGCUCGCCCCGCAGCCAAAAGCUCGGCGUGCUCGAGCUCAACGCCAAUGCACUAGGACGGCUGGGCGUGACGGCGAUCCUCGACGCGCUCGAGUCGGCCAACUAUUCAGUCUACCGGAUCGGGCUGAGCGCAAACAAUGCGGCGCCGGCACGUGCGGACUCGCCGCGCAGCGACAGCGAGAACGAGGACGUGUGGCGCGAAACGCACGGCGUGUGGGAGUCGGACGAAGCGAUGAGCCGGGACGACCCGCGCUCCAUGAGCAACCAGAUCACCCACCGCGUGCCGGCGCUGCAGAGCCGCAACGCCGAGCUGGGGCGGCGGGUGCGCAAUGCCGCGAGCCGCGCCAUCGCGCCCCUCCGCAUGAUCGUGCAUGCGCGCGCGCCGACCGCCACGGAGACGGCGCAGCGCGUGCUGGCCGACGCGGCGCCCGACGCCGCCGCGCCUUCGCCCCACUUCCCCCUCCUCGAGCUCCCGCCGGAGGUGCAGCUCGUCAUCGCCCGCCAUGCGAGCCAGGACGCCGACGCCCUCGCGGACGACCAGUGGGCGCGCCUCGUUAGCCACGCCAAGGAUCCCGCUAGCCUCUCUAAGAUGGCCGCGCGCAUGAAGCGCGCCCAGCAGUCGGUGCAGUUCGGCGCGCGCAACUACCGCGAGCAGGAGGUGCGCGAGGCGUGGCUCGGCGAAAUGGGGUGCGAGUGGUGGGAGCUCGAGGACCAACGAUACUGGGACCGCCUGUAUCGCCGUGCGCCGAGCCGCCGCCGCGGCGUCAGUCCCAACGGGCAUCCGGACGCCAUGCUCCCGACCUAGACACAACUACGAUAUCCCACAACAGACUGGACUCUAUCUUACAUCUGUAUUUUGUACUACUAUAUGUGACUAAUCUGCUUGCCGA
Cutaneotrichosporon oleaginosum is the source of this 1680-nucleotide messenger RNA. RefSeq lists its product as uncharacterized. The record is from RefSeq and is a predicted model, not a curated record. Lineage: Eukaryota; Fungi; Basidiomycota; Tremellomycetes; Trichosporonales; Trichosporonaceae. Gene Ontology annotation, molecular function: GTPase activator activity; protein binding.